CUGCCAAUAUUGCCUAAAUACACCUAGUUAAAACAACAAUAAAAGCCUAUGGUAAUGACUUUUGUAAUUUGACUGUAUUUUGUUCAAUCUCCUGAUCAGGUUCAGUCAAUACCAAAAACCUCCGCAAAAUUACAUUUCACUUUUUGACGGAGCAGGCAACUUACAUAGGCCUAUCAAGUUACUUAGCUAAACAGAAAAUGUUGAGGUCAUUAAUAUUAUUCAUAUCGAUCAUUAUAUCUAUAAAAAGAGUAAAUUCAAAGCCACUCGAGACAACAGCAGGAACAAAGAAACAGAACGAAAAACAGGAUAUAGAUGUUUUUGAGUGUCCAUGGUGCUUCGAGGGAGAUAUGAAACUGACGCCCUAUCAAAAAGCAGAGUUUACAAAAUUAUCGAAAAGUGAUGUAUCAAAAACUAAGGAGCCCGCCCCCAAGCGAAAUAAAAGAAAAGCAACUUCAAACCUAUCGCAGAGAUGGCCAAAGGCAGCGAUUCCCUACACUAUACACCAAGGAUUACGGGAACACACCAAUGCUAUCCAAACCGCCAUACGCAAUUGGGAACAAGUCACGUGUGUGCGAUUCUAUCCGACUGACCAACCGAUUCCCGUACAGCUUGAUCACUCAGCAUAUCUCAACUUUUAUAAGGGCGAUGGAUGCUGGUCGUCAGUUGGCAUGGUAACGUACAGUGGAUCUCAAGAGGUGUCGAUUGGAGGUGGAUGCCAAUAUGUCAACUCAAUCAUUCACGAGAUUGGUCACGCCCUUGGAUUCAUCCAUGAGCAUUCGCGGUACGAUCGUGACGACUACAUCCAGAUAAUGACAGACAACAUUAUGGAAGGUCGGUUACACAAUUUCUACAAAGCUGAACUACAUGAUGUUAUCACAGAAGGCGUGCGAUACGACACUAGUUCAAUCAUGCACUACGGUACUAAAUACUUCACAAAAAAUGGUCAGGAAACUAUCAAAGCUCGUGAUGUAAUCGACCAAUGGAAAUUAGAUCAUCGUGAUGGCUUAAGUUUCUACGACAUCAAACUCGCAAACUAUAUUUAUAAUUGCAACGCAUCAUGUGAGCUCUUGCCGUGUGAGAAUGGUGGUUACGUCGGUCCAGAAUGUAAUUGCGUGUGCAACCAGGGAUUUUCGGGAAAUCUAUGCGAAGUUCAGGAGCCAGCGAAUCGAGGUUGUGUAUAUCGACUAACAAAUACUCACGGUGUGAUAAUGUCGGAGCAAUACCCAUCAAAUUAUGCAAAUUAUCAAGAUUGCUUAAUUCUGAUAUCCGGUCAAGUUGGGUCAACAAUUGUUUUAACAUUUGAGCAUUUCGAUGUGGAACUGCAAGAAGACUGUUUGUACGAUUAUUUGGAGAUUCGUUCUCAAAACAUUGAUAAAGACGGGGCUAAAUACUGUGGCUCAUCUUUGCCGCCGCAGAUCGAGAGUGUUGGCAACGAGAUCCUCUUAAAAUUUUUCACUGAUGCAAGUAUUACAAAGUCUGGCUUCAAAGCUACGUACAAUGUGAUGGACCACCUGGGCCACUGGAGCGAAUGGUCCGACUGCUUUCCGUCGUGUGCGAUCAGUGCUAGGCAACAAAGGCAUCGGGAAUGCGCAGGCACUGCUGGGUGUAAUGGUCGAAUGUUUGAAGAGAAGGACUGCGCCAUCGAUUCAUGUAUUGUCGAAGAUGAAGUGUACACCAAGAGCCCAAGUGUAACUGGUCUCCAAGUUACGACGACGGUUAGGUCUACUACAGACGAUCCAGUUACAGAAUUAAGAGCGACGUGUGAACCAAAUAUAUGUAAAAAUGGUGGUGAAUUUGAUGCCCGGUGCGAGUGUCUCUGCAAACCAGGUUACUACGGUACGACUUGCGAGCUAAAGUAUCCAUCGGCACUAGAUUGCACAUACAAACUGGUAGAUUCAAAGGGAAACAUAACGUCACCAGGUUUUCCAUCAAAUUAUGUUAAUGAACUGGAUUGCAACAUUUUAAUUUCAGGAGGUGAAGGUACAACAAUUAAGCUGACGUUCGAAUACAUCGAUAUAGAAGAUGUUGCUGGGUGUAUAUACGAUUACAUUGAUGUUCGACCUGAUGACAUCCACAGUGAUGGAAACAAAUAUUGUGGUACAACGUUACCGCCAGUUAUAGAGAGUAGCCGCGAGGAGAUGCUGUUGAGGUUCUACACAGACAUCAGUAUAACUGAGACAGGAUUCAGAGCGAGGUAUGAGAUUAUCAACCAUCUCAGUGAAUGGAAUGAGUGGUCAAACUGUUCCAGCACAUGCGAUGGUGGUGUCCAGAAUCGAACGCGAGAAUGUAAUAGAACUUGGCCGUGUAACGUUCCUCUGUUCGAAGAACGCCCCUGCAACGAAGAGCCUUGUCAUGUAUUCAGUGAAUGGACAUCAUGGUCAGAAUGCGUGGACGUCUAUGGACAUUACGACCGGGUUCGUCUUCGUUUUUGCCCAGACGGCGAUUAUCUUUGCAGUGGCUCCGCAGUUGAAACAGUAUCCUGUGACGCGGAUCAGGAAAGGUUCCCUGAGCAAAGGCCAUCCCCUGGGGCAUUGGAAUCAGAUAUGAUAUUAACUGAAAAACAGAAAGCUACCAUCGCCAGACUAGAAAAAUUAGAAAAAUUGGACGAGCCAGAACCGAAUGCUCGCAAGGCGAUCAGUGAUCUGUCUCGUAGAUGGCCGAAUAAGCUCGUUUACUACAGCAUUACGUCCGGUUCCGAGCCUGACAGGAUCAAUAUUAAACAAGCUUUAGCAAACUGGAGUAACAUGACAUGUUUGCGUUUUGAGGAAGUGCCUUCAGGAUCAAACAUCAGUCAUAUCCAAGUAAUCAAAGGAAGGGGGUGUUAUUCCAAAGUCGGGUUUGUAGACGAAGUUCCUCAAAACUUAUCGAUUGGACAAGGCUGUUCCGGGGUUGGAACAAUCAUGCACGAGUUUGGUCACGCGCUUGGUUUCUUCCACGAGCAAUCACGACCUGACCGCGAUGAACAUAUCCGGGUCAACUAUACCAACAUUAUAAGUGGCUACGAAAGACAGUUCCAAAAGUAUCCAACAAGUAGAAUAACCACUGAAAAUGUCCCAUACGAUGUCGGCUCAAUUAUGCAUUACGGUGAAGACUAUUAUUCAAGCAAUCAUCUUCCAACAAUCAGCAUAAUCAAUCCACUUGAAAGAGCCAGAGUUGGAAACCGGGACGCACUCACUUUCUAUGACGUCAAAUUGGCUAAUCUUAUAUACCAGUGCAGUGCUGGAUGCAGCCCGAUAGAUUGUCAGAAUGAGGGGUAUGUUGGGCCACACUGCGCAUGCGUAUGUAAGGAUGGAUUUUACGGGCCUAACUGCGAAUUACAAGAUUAUGAGUGCUCUUACACGAUCGAGGCUUUGGCCGGAAUUAUUGAUUCACCUAACUUCCCACAAAACUACGAGAAUAACAUGUACUGCACUGCUAUUAUCAAGGCCCCCGAGGGUGAAACUAUUACUCUUACAUUCACUGCACUAAAUGUUGAAUACGAAAAUUCUUGUGAGUAUGAUUACGUCGAAGUGCGGGACAGUGUCGAUAGCUUCGAAAGCUCACAAAGAUUUUGCGGCGCAAUUUUACCAGAACCAAUCACUGGUGAAGGAAACCAGUUAGCAGUCAUUUUCCGGUCUGACCAAUCAGUGAUCUCCUCUGGUUUCUCUGCUAGCUACGUCAUUAGUGGGGGCAUCAUACCCACAGAGAGCAAUCGCGUGUCUACAACUGAAAAUAGUGGACUCGUCAUCGAUGGAUGCAACAUUGAAUCGAAUCUUGAAAGUGGUACAUUUACGUCACCAAACUAUCCAGCAUUGUAUGAUAACGAUCUCGACUGCACUUACACUAUCAACGUUGCCAAGAAUCAGAUCAUCACACUGUCGUUCAUUGAAUUCAGACUGGAAGCUCAAUCGUCCUGCGUAUGGGAUUACCUAUUGGUAGAUGGCGUCAGAUACUGCGGAACUAAUUCUCCUGCUACUUUAACAUCUGAUAUCGGGAGCAGCUUAACUUUCGCAUUGCACUCAGAUUACAGUAUUGGAGCGCCUGGGUUCCUUGCCGAAUACAGCGUCCGUACCUUGGAUGGCACAUAUACCAAUUUCUUCGAGUGGAGUGAGUGCGUUCUUUUUGAACCAUGUGGUAGCUACAGAAGAUUUAGAACUCGUAUUUGCACCAAAGGACCUGGGCAAUGUUUUGGACCCGCUGUCGAAAGCGAAGAAUGUACUGUCACAGGCCCUGGUGUUUAAUCUUGGUUCACAAACGCAAACGCAAAAUAAGAAAAGUUUAGUAGAGUACGUCGAGGCUUUGUGUAAGCUUAGGUUGAGCUCUUUUGCUAAGCACUCACUUGAAUAUUGCGUGGGACUUUAAACAGUGUAAACAUACGUAAACUGGUAUGUUUGUCAGGCAUGUGCGUAAUCCUGGCUAUUAAAUAACAUGUUCUGAUUGGUCAGUUGUUAAGUUUAAUUGACGUUCCGGAAAGACGUUAUUGUCAAUAUAUUACGUCUACAUUUUGUAGGCGUGAUAUAUUUAUCAUCAGAUUGUUUUCUAUUUGUUGUUAAUUGUCAUCAUGUUGAUGAUGCAAGAAAUGCUGCAAUAUACAUCUGCAAUGUUAGCACUUUUAUUUUGUACGGUAUAUUAAACAAUGUGAUGAUUAAAUUUAAUGUGAUUGUCAAAAUAAUUACGUUCCGUAUUAAGUAUUAUUUCCCUUGAAUUCAUUGGACCAGAAGCUCAAACUCGCUUGAUUAUGCAGCUACGGUGGCCCAAAAGUGUCACGGCAACAAAUUCCGAAAUAUCAGGCACACUUUUGAAUAUGUCUUUGGGUUUAUCAUCGAAUUGAAAGAUUGGGAUUCGUGUCUAUAUAUUCGUAGCCUAUAUUUCUUGAGUGUGAACAAAACUUUAAAAGGUACGGUACCAGUACCAGACAAGUACACUGAUUAGGCUUCCUACUUGAUACUUAUAAAAUAUUCUCCAUGGAUCUUGAUUUAAUGAUCGGGUAUGCUUAUGAAAUGCAUUAAGACAUUUAAUUGAUUCCCUAUACUUAUCUCCGCGCCAUAUACAAUAAAAAAUAUAAUGAUUUAUGUAUGCAAUUAUAAUAAGACCGCACGUACAUCACGUCACUUCAAUCAAUACAGAUUGUUUAUUUUUCAAGAAUGAAAUUAGAUAAAUAAUGAAGAAGAGAGGAACACAAAACAUCUUAAAUAACAAGAGUAAUAAUAUUUACCUAAGGCUCAGGCAUUAUAUAAGUAUAAUUAUAAGUGAAAAUUGAUUAAUUUAUUCUUACGAUGUCGAAACACAAGCUACGAUAUAAAUUUCCAAGUGUGUUUCACACCUGGAAAUUGCAUUAAUUACAAAUAUUAGCGUUGAAAGCGAGGUAUAUUUUAAUAUAAAUCUAUCUAUUCAUUUCCUUGUGCAACAUAUUAUUGAUAUGUUCUUGACGUUGAGAUCAAGAUGAAGUAAAACAAAACAAAACAAAAAAUUAAAUAAACGAGAAAAAAAGGUUUGAAAAAUUUAAACAAAAUACAGAAAAAAAAACAAAAAUAGAAUUGAGAAAAAAAAAGCAAACGGAAAAGAUAAAGGAAGAUAAGUAAAACGAAGAUAAAAGGCAAAAGGGGAAGGCUAACCGGUAUAUUAAAUUAUUAAAUACUUGAAAAACAAAGCAUGACCAUAAUUACAUCAGAAAGAAAAGAUAGGUCUAUAUCAGAAGAAUGUAGUAACAUGAGGGAUAAAAAAUGUAAUUUAUUAGUGAAUCGAGGAAUAACGUGUACGAAUAUUAACGAAGGUAGAGAUCUAAAUGAAUGAAUAGUGUCCAAUAAAAGAAAAAGAAUUGACGAUGAACAGAUUAAAAUAAUAUAGGCCUAACGAAAUAUGAGCACCAAUCAAAGAAGUUUAGAGAAUAUAAACGGAAGUAUAUGAAUAUUUGCAGAAAAAUGAAAAAGGUACAAAAUCGAGAAAAUUACAACGUGCAAGACGUAGUAGCGGUAUGAAGCAGUGUACAGAAGACGAAGAAGAACAGAAUUUGAAAUAAAGAAUUAGAAAAGUGGUAAAUAGAAGAAAAAAUAAAUACGGUAGAUAACAAAGGACGAAGAAAGAUUUGAGAAAAAGAGGAGUUAACAAGACAUAGACGAGUGAACAUAUAGUGAGGCAAUUGGUAUGAACAUCAUAAGAGCAAAGAAGAUGGGAAAAAAAGAGUUGAAAAAGAAUAGAGAGUUAAAGAAAUAUAACAAUAAUAAAGAAAAAUAGAGUACAGUAGAAGAUGAGAAGACGAAGAUGUAAAAGUAGAAGAAAAAGAAGACUGAAGUAGAAGAUUAAAUGAAGAAAAAGAAGAAAAAUGAGAAUAAGGAUGAGAAGAAGAAAAAGAAGAAGAAAAAGUAGAAGAAUGAGGAGGAGGCAGAAGAGGAGAGGUAGAAAUUGUACAGAACAGUGGCGGCGCCAGCGAGGGCAGGGGGCUUAAGCUCCCCCAUCGGUCUGCUCAAGCCCCCCCCCCACCAUCGGCCAAAGCUCGUCGGGCACAGUCGGACCAAAAAAAAAAAAAAAAA
Molecule: messenger RNA, 6509 nt
Organism: Anneissia japonica
Lineage: Eukaryota; Metazoa; Echinodermata; Crinoidea; Comatulida; Comatulidae
Exons: 29
Coding region: 198-4220 (1340 amino acids)
Biological process (GO): proteolysis
Molecular function (GO): zinc ion binding; metalloendopeptidase activity
Source: RefSeq, a predicted model, not a curated record